AGCGGGGAGUUGGUACCUAUAGACUAAAGGAGUAACCGUGAUUUUUUUUAGUAGCGUAUUUUGUGGAUUAGUGUUUGAUUCUUAGACUUAUUGUGAAUUUUAAUUAUGUGUAAAUAGUGUAAAUAAACAUGGAAACAAACUGCAGUGUGAUUGUUUUAGACGAUUUGAUUUAAAAAAUGGAGUUCUAGACCGCUACGGCGACGUUACAACUGGUGGCAGCGGUGGGGUCAUUUAAUUAGUGAUGUAAAUUCGUUGUGUUUCUGGUGACUUUUGGAUUAUUAAUUAUUUUAAUGAGUGAAAAAUGCCGUUUGUGAAUUUGUAUUCAAUUACGGAGGAUGGACGAUACGUGAUCCCUGGACGGAAACGAAAAGAGUGUCCAAAUUGUUUUGUUAUGUUCAUCAAGGAUGAAAAUGGUCAUUACAUUCGUAAAAGCAAUAGGAAUAUUUAUUUUUGUAAGUGUCCAUUUUGCGGGUGUAGAAUAAAAGUAUUUCGAGAGACGACUGUGAAUUAUUAUAAAAACUAGUUUACGCCAUGAGAUGAACUUUUCCCAAACUGGAUUUAUUUCUUUCCUUUGUGUUUGCAACUCAUACUGUGAUUUUGACUACAUUAUUCUGGAAUCAACCAGGAAGACGGCAAUUUGAAAUGGACACCGUGAAAAUCCCGAGACACCCAGGGCGCCAUGAACUUCCGCAGUGCGCCGGAAUUUAUUAUCGGAGUUUGAAAAUACAGAUUCGCCAAUAUGUGUCGCUCCGGAGGUCGAUUUCGAUGUGACAACGCCAGUUCGACCUGAAACAGAAUUAAGCGUUGAUGAAAUCGAGCAUAGCCGGGGAUGGAAAGCAUUUGUCACAAUUUUGGAUUUUGCUUGUGGUGAUAUGUGCAUCAGUGAUUUCUGGAUUUUAUCAUUUCCUUCCAACAUAUCUAUAAAUACCAUUUACACGAGAAUUCCACAGUUUCUGAUUGUGCUAACAAUGUCGUGCAUUGUAUUGAUGAGCAUUAUUUGGAAAGUCUACUCUAAUAGAUAUGGUAGAGAUCUAGUGGCUGAUGAAGCCAGACAACCUGUGACUAGCACGGUAAGACAACGGGCUCGUUCAACUGCAGAUUCAACGUAUUUAUCUCCAGGACUACCUGCCGGAAAUUCUCUUGUUAAUAUACCUCUGAAACGCACAUUUAAAGGAGAUGGAACGGCAAUAUGGCUCUUUAAAUGGGGUCUCAUCGUUCAAUUUAAUGCAAAGUUUACCCAAAAUCGCGCGCUGUGCAGGCUUGCUGGGGUCGGCAAAUGUUUCCUUAUGAUUUAUUAGAAAACUUAAAUUCGCUUGCUUGAUCUAGGGACAGGUUUUCACAACCUUCUCGCUGUUUUUUCAACGACAAAUGUUCUGUUCAUAUGUGCCGUAUAAAAGAUAAAAUAACACCUGAUCGUAAUUGUUGCUAGUGUAUGAUAUUUCUUGCCUACAUAUCAUUCGCAAAUAAACAAUACAAAUAGAUACAAGUAAACGCGGUCUUUCCGGAAUUUCCUUCCGCCAUCUUGUGAUAAUAGCGAGCGCAGCGAGCCAGCGCGGAGCGCUGGCUCGUACUGCGAGCUCUAAUGACUAGAGCGCGGGAAAUAAUCCGAGCUAAAUUUCAACCUCUAACAAGAAUUUUUUUUUUUGACUCCAAUCCCAGAAGUCCCUCGUACAAAAUGGCGGAUGGUUCGAUUCGUAAAAUAAUAAUAAUAAAAAAAAUCUUUGAAGUAUUACAAACCUUUCUUAUUUGAAAGGAAAGGAUGACAAUCAUAUUCUUCCCCCUUUCUUUUUCUUUUUAAAAUAUUGUCUAAAGAAAUGUAAACAGUCACGUCACAAUUACCAGGCUACGUCACAACACGCUCGUUGCAUUUCCCGCUAAACUGGUUCCUACAUUGGAGAGAAGAGCAAGACAGUAAUCCUACGUAUUGACAGUGAACCAGAUCAGUUUUCCUUGUUUUCAAUAUAAAUUUUUUGAAAAUGUAUUCAGAUAUGCUGCGCUCGCCCCAACGGUCACACCGUAAUCAUAUUAGUAACGAUCGUUACUAUCAUCAUUUUAAUACCAGUGACAACUAAAUGUAUAACAUUGCGUUACGCCUGUUCAUGAUAGUGUACUAAUAUCUACAAUACGGAUUGCCUCUCUACACACAGGAAGGGAAAAGUGUUUGACAUGAUUUUAACAUGGAAUUUCCUGUAUACCAUCAUAUAAUCUACCAUUGAUUUUCCUGGUCUACCUCUGAUGACAGCGCACCUUGAAAUUCCAAAAGACGCUUGAAACAUCCACUGAAGUAUCACGAUGUCAGGUUUCCCAUUUGACAGUUCUUGGUUGAUGGUUUUACUUGCUACAUGUUAUAUUCCUAAUGGAGUAAACUCAGCAGUUUUGGUGAAAAGAUGGACAAAGUGUCAAACAUCAUUUGAAACGGUGAAUAGGAUUCCCUCUUGUCCAACCACUGACGAAUCAUAUGCAUUGAGAGCUCGAGUGAUGAAGUGUGAAUCAUAUGGAACCUGUGAUGGGGAACCAUGCGUCUACCACUGUGCUAUAAAUCCAUGGGGAAAUGCAACUGUGGAAGUGUGCGCACCUGAAACUCUUAUAACAGACCACUAUUGUCCUCAUUUUAGCACAGGAGUUGGAAGAAUAUUAGAACACUAUAGUUACCGAUGUGAAGAGUGUCCUUUCAAUUAUCCAUCAACAACAUCUUACAAAUACAAGUCAUGUUACGACUUGAUAAAAGCACCAGAUCAUAAGGAUUCAACUACCGUCAUGUCUCCCAUACAGAAACAACCAACAGAGAACAUAUUCUUACAGGGAGAAUCUGGAUUUACCCUCCCAAAUGAUUCAAGAUUUGGAUUUGAAGCACCCACCAUGAUAGGAAUAGUUCUCGGAAUUCUUGCGUUAAUAAUUUUCAUUUCUGUUGUUGUCACUUUGUUAUACAGAAGGGGAAAGCAUUCAGAUUUUGCGAGUUGUCUACAAGAAAAAAAUACAAAAAAUGAUACAAUGGAUAACAACAAAGCAGAAAUUGAAGAUUUCUUACAGAACCGAGAAAAAUUGUGAGAACUUUAAAUUAUCAGAGGUGUCAUGCUAAUCUAUCUCUUAUUUCAAUUAAUUGAAUCUUGAUAUAUACAUUUUUAAUAUCGCUAACAAGGUAUUUAUGAGUGUGGUAUCUGACAUGUAGGAAAAGGGGGCAAGCUUUACUUGUCAAGGAUUUUCUUAAUAAGUAAGUAUAUCCCAUUUAAUGCCCAUGGGUACAUUUUCAGAAUUUGUGAUGUUCAAAGUGUAUUGAACUUUUGAAUUACUGUAGUUUCAUAUUUAGAAUAAUUCCAUUUAUAGAAGUACCAUCCAGGACACAUCAUAUUUCACAAAAACAUCCUUGUUUCUAAUUUUGAUCAAACACUUGAUGUAUUUGAUAAAUUUUACAUGCACAUGUUGGAUUGUGGUAUCUAUUUUAAAUGUGUCUAUUGUAGAGAAAAAAAGUUUACCAUACUGUAUAUAUAAUGUACAUACAUGUAUUUCAAUAUGUGUAUAUCCUGUGUAAUACAUUUUUGGACAAUGUAGAGAAGUUGGCAAACUUGGAUCAAUUGCCCUAUUUAAGGUGGCUGACACCACACCCUGAAAUAGUUUCUUAAAUCCAUACGAAAUAUUUAUCCAUGAAAGAUAUGAUUAUAUGUAAUAAGUCAAAAAGGCAGAAAAUAUGCAAAUUUUGAAACAUGAUUUUAAAAAAUUUAUUUCCAGUCAUAUGAACAAAAGACUGGCAGAUUUGAACUCGAGAUCUGCGGUUUACCAGUCCAAUGCUUUAGCCACUGAGCUACAUAUGUACGAUUAUAUCUCUAUCGAUACAUAAUUUCACAAAACAUUUUAAGUCCCCAUCUUGUGACGUGUCCUAAAGAGUAUAAGUGUAGUGAGCUACUUUAAAUCAACAUUCUGCAGAGAAAAAUAUUUGAUACUGUUGUUUUGAAAUAUUUUAGAACCCGCUCAUUGUAUAGCUGUUGAAACUGAUGGGUACAAGCAAACUUCUAUUAAUGAAAUAAAAUGUAAUAUCUGCAACUCAGCUUGUUUAGUAAAUGAACUCCUGUUUUAGCUCACCUGAGUCGAAGGCUCAAGAGAGCUUUUCUGAUCAAAUUUUCAUUUUCCUCUCCAGAACUGUUGGGUCAAUUUCAACUAAACUUGGCACAAAGCAUCCUUGGGUGAAGGGCUUUCAACUUUGUUCAAAUGAAAAAUCAUGCCCCCUUUAAAGGGGAGACAAUCACCAAAAAAUGCAAAAUUAGGGUAGGGUCAUAGAAGCACUGGACCAAAGGAGCUGACAUUUACAUGAACGCUUCCUAACAUAGUGCAGAUUCAAGUUUGUUCAAAUCAUGGCCCCUGGGGGUAGGAUGGGACCACAAUAGGGGGUCAAAUUUUACAUAGAAAUAUAUAGGGGAAAUCUUUAAAAAUCUUCUCAAGAACCACAGAGCCAGAAGAGCUAAGAUUUAAUUUACAUGAAAGCUUCUUGACAUAGUGCAGAUUCAAGUUUAUUCAAAUCAUGACAUCCGGGGGGUAGGUUGGGGCCACAAUAGGGGGUCAAAGUUUUACAUACAAAUAAAUUGGGGAAAAUCUUAAGAACCAUUAGGCUGAAGAAGUUGACAUUUACAUGAGAACUUUCUUACAUAAUGUAGUUUCAAGUUUGUGAAAAUCAUGACCUCCAGAUUUAAGUUGGGGCCACAAUAGGGACUAAGGUUUUACAUGCAAAUAUAUAGAUCGAAAGUCUUCAGAUAUGGGCCAAGGUGACUCAAGUGAGCGAUCUGGCCCAUGGACCUCUUGUUAUAUUUGUUUGUAUUGCAAUAUGACUAAACUUGAAAACCAAUCGGAGUCCAUGAAAUCUGUUUUAAAGUUUAUAUAAUAGGAACAAAUUUAUAUGGCUUUAUAUGAGUAUAAUGAAAAUGACAUAUCAAGUUUAGCAGGUUAUAUUCAUAACUACUUUCAAGUGAAAAAUGUUUUGACAUUAGAAAAAUAGUAUAUUAUUGAUUUACAUGUAUUUUUGGUUGUGUGCUAUGUCUUUAUUUCAAUUUAUAUUUGCUCAUUAUUUGACAGUCAUCUGGGAAUUUCACUAUUACAUGUGUUAAUUUUGUAUGCUUUCUUGAUCCAAGGUUUGCAGUAGGUACAGUAUAUUGCUUACAUAUUGUACAGACAUUUAUACAUAACAGCAGUGCAAUGCAGUUGUCUAAUUUUCAUAUGUUGAAUAAAGAAUUCUUGAAAAUGAA
This is a messenger RNA of Ostrea edulis (European flat oyster), 5231 nucleotides long. RefSeq lists its product as uncharacterized. NCBI's taxonomy places the organism in Eukaryota, Metazoa, Mollusca, Bivalvia, Ostreida, Ostreidae. Bases 2293 to 3048 code for a protein of 251 amino acids. The transcript is spliced from 10 exons. The record is from RefSeq and is a predicted model, not a curated record.